AAAAAAAAAAAAAACAACAACAAAAUAAAUUAAAAACAAAAAUGUCAAAAGUUGUUGAUUUCGAAUUCCAACAUUAGAUACGCGAUUUUUGUCAAACCUCGUGGAGUUUCGCCUUUUUUCCGCUCACGCGUGCUCCCCCAAUCCAACGGCCACCAACCCAUCCGCAUCGCACGGAAAUCGGCCCCCAUUUCCCCUCAUCCGACGGUCCUCGUUCGCCCUGCUUUGACUCACGCAUUCCCACGCGCCCCUCCUCCCAGCUGCCAGCAUUAAAUAAGCUCGCACCACGCCCACUCAUGGCUGCACUUGCUUAUCAUCAUCAUCAACAACAUCACAUCGAGAGGAAGAGAUCUGCUUUUUUAGGGAUUUCAUUUGGUGGGUUCGAUCUCUGUUUCUCCUGGGUCGAUCUUCAAGGUUGUGUAGAUUAUAAAUUGUCGUGUAGACUGAGUUUGAGAAUGCGCAUUGCAGCAGCUAGUGAGAAAAUUCAAAUAUUGAAAGAAUUGAGGCAAAUUAACAUGAGUGUUGGAAGCAUUGCUUUUUACCAAUUAAUGAAAGUUUGUCAGGCUGAAUAUUUCCGUCAGUUGCUUAAACCCGUCACGUAGUCUGAUUUUUUCGACUUUCUUUGUGCUCUGUUUGGAUCACACACAAUUAAACUCGAGUUUCGAUUAUCACAAGCUAUUCAUCAGAGACUCGGCCUACUCUCAACCCAACGAACAAUUUCCUUUAAAUUUGAACCUAUCUGAAAAUCGUACAUCUUAACCUUCAAAACUUUUAUAGCCCCGUUUUUUUCGACAUAAUCAGCACUCAUGCACACAGGCCAACCAUUCUUCCCUGAAAAUCCCAAUCUCCCUUUAGGGCUCGGAGAUAAAAAAUUUAGGUAUUACGCGCAAAAUGCUCCAAUGACAGCUGUCUUAAAUGGGUUUGCGCCACCUGGACUCAAACGCGCCUUUCCUUUCCACAAUGUCAACAUUCAACCUUCGAACGUAUGCCCUCGAAAUUUCAUAAUCUUCGACCAAACCAAUAAGGAAAGCCAGGUCAUGUACAAUCCCGAGAUAAGCUCGAAAUUGCUCCAAAGCUCGAAUUUUGAAGUCUCCCCGCCUUUUUGUCAAGAUGACUUUGUCCAAAAGGACCCUCCAAACAGUGAUCACAAUAUUAGUUCCUCGUUCGAAGAGGACUACAAUGGUAUCGAUGCACUUUUGAGUAGCGAAUAUGAAGAAAAUGAAAUCGAGGAUGAUGAGGUCAGCACGGCAAGAACGGGAGUUUAUUAUGACUGCAGUUCACCCGAUUCUUGCUCGAACUACGAGCCUGUGGCGAAAAAGAAACGGACGGUUUUUGAAAAAUCUUGCGGAAUUCGAGGGACUGAAAAGAAGAAGAAGCAUAAGAGAAUGAAGAAAAUGGUGAAGGCUUUGAGAGGAAUUGUUCCUGGUGCGAAUCGGAUGAGUACUGUUGAAGUUUUGGAUGAAAGUGUACGGUAUUUGAAGUCUCUCAGGGAAGAGGUUCAGAAGCUUGGAGUUGAGAGCUUCGAAUGGUGAAAACAUAAAAAAUUGCUGAUUUGUGUUCGUCUGAAUUAUGUCUAUUUUUGGGCUGAAAAGAGAUUUAUCAAGCGAGCGAAGAUGAAUUUAAUAGUCUUCUCGGACUAUAUGAAUGUUAGUCGAUGGUUAUCUUGUAGUAAGGUUCGAUAAAGUUGCUUUCUUUAGUUUUUUUCGGCUUUUUUCUACUUCGUACGGUUUCUUGCUGUUAAGAAAUUUAGAUGACUGUACCAACUUUUAUUUAAAAACUGCAACUAAUGCAGCAAUUUGUUGUUCAUUUGGUACCUUUAUUCAUAUAUCUUGUAGUUUUUUUUUGGCAGAUUGAAUGAGGGUUACUCUGAGUAUUAAAAUUUACAUUUAAAUCAUGA
Messenger RNA from Striga asiatica, 1894 nucleotides. The record is from the annotation of a GenBank genome assembly. NCBI's taxonomy places the organism in Eukaryota, Viridiplantae, Streptophyta, Magnoliopsida, Lamiales, Orobanchaceae.